AUAGUAAUUUAUUUAGUAGGAAGAACUCACCUUGUCGAACGUCUUCCUCAUCUUUCCUCAUCAAGUAAGUGUAAAACAUCAGUAGCCAAAGGGGGUCCUGAAAGGCUGUUAAUUACAUUGCAUGCACACGGUACUAGCUAACUGGGUGGGUGGGCAGCUAGCUGGUCGAUGAUGUGUCUGGCCAAAGACUGCUUUCGUGAUGGUGGCCGGCACAGCAGUUAGUACCAGUACUGCAGUAGCACUCAGUAGUAAAACUAUGAAUAGAAUAAUGGGUAGAUCCUGAAACCCCCAAUCCCUUAUCUGUAUCUCUUGGUGGCACAGCCACAGCAGAGCCAGCCCUGCCAGCAUCAUAGCUGCCAUCCAUCUCUUCCAUAAAAUUUCGAGUGGAGCAGUUUCACAAGGGACAACCACCACAAACCAACCGCCAAACAAAGCAAAGCUAUUAUCUAGUAUUAUCACGAUUAUAACUGACCAACAGCACAAACACAACACAAUACAAUACCACCAUGUUGUUUGAAAGUACCAACGCCGACGAUGCCCUCGAUGUCCUCAGGGCCAUGAGGAAACUGGAAGAGAACGGCUACGCCGUGACGACCGACGAAGAGCUUGUAGAAGAAUUCGUGGGAGGUGACCAAACUAGACUGACACCCGAUUGCAAGCGUGUGGGAAGAUGGCGCGCCAAGAUGGUUGACUUUUGCUACGAAGUUGCCGAAUACUGCAUGAGCGACCGGGAAACAGUGGCCAUUGCCAUGAGCUACUUGGAUCGGUUUUUGCGAACACCUGCGGGCUUGGAAGUGUGCCAGAACCAAGACUUGUUCAAGUUGGCCGCCAUGACGUGCCACUACACGACCAUCAAGAUCCAUGAGCCACCCGCCGUGCCACCGGAAGUGAUUUCGGAAAUGUCUCUGGGAGCAUUCAGCGUGGAGCAAGCAGAAGACAUGGAGUUUGUCAUUCUGCAGUCCAUCGGAUGGAGGGUCAACCCGCCUACGUCGUAUGCCUUUUUGCGUCAAUUCCUCUACCUGAUACCGGUCGGACUAAUGACGGCCGCUACCAAGGAAAGUGUGUACGAAGAAGCAGUGCAACAGUUGGACUUUGCCCUGAGAGAUCGUCACUUUGUCAAGGAUAAGGAAUCGGUGAUUGCCAUGAGCGGACUACUGAACGUACUCAAGGCCCACUGCGGCGACGAUACCGAAAAGUAUGUGGCGGUGUGGUCUACUCUCAUGAAGAACGUAGAGAUGGAUUCCAGAAUAGUCCUCGCAACACAAGCCAAACUCAAGGCACUCGCAGACAGUAUGGAAGCAGAUGUCGAGUCCUUCGACAGCACAGGGUCAGUGGACAAGUUCCCUUGCAAACGUCUAUUCUAUGGACGAAGCAAUUCCCUGCAGAGCAUCGAAGUUUCAUAACCAAACGACCGACAUUCAUUUGUUUCAAUACUGUACUAUCAUAACGACUGCAAUGCAACCAGACAAUCUCAAUGCAUGAGAUUACUCGCCCCAACCACACGCAUAACUUAUAACUAAUGUAUAACCUACAUUCUACCCC
Molecule: messenger RNA, 1542 nt
Organism: Seminavis robusta
Lineage: Eukaryota; Bacillariophyta; Bacillariophyceae; Naviculales; Naviculaceae
Source: the annotation of a GenBank genome assembly